AUGUGGUGGCGAGAGAUAACACGAUGGCUCAAAUGUAAAAAGCAGGACGAUCCACAAAAGAGUGUGGAGGAUAGAUUUAUCACCUUGGAGAAGGUUUGGGAAUGCGAAGGGAGGCUUUUAAAAGAAGGAGACCCGAAUGGGCGACUCAAGGAUCUGUGCCUGUCAUUUUCGCUCUUCAAGUUCAUCUGCAUGAAAUUCGCUGGCUAUUCGUUGCCUCAAGAAGCUCACAACAAGUUACAGCGCUUGAUUAAACAUAUGCUUAGUAAAGAGAAUGGUCAUGAAUUUCUUCUACUCGCUAUUGUGGUUGCUGCUCCUCUGAUUGCAAAGUUCUCUGGAAAACAUGACUCUUGCGACUGGCUAAUUUUGUCUGAUGUUGGUCCAAAUGUUAGUUGUAAUGGUCUGGCUAAUUUUGUAACAAUCUUCCUUAUGAUGUCAAUCCUAGUCAUCGAGUUUGUAAAUUUUUGCAUCAUGAUUUUCUCCGAAUGGGCGAAGGUGACGUACAUAUGCAAGUAUGUGCAGAAUGAUUGGUGGCUAACGAAUAGAUGUUCUGAGAAGUUGAUCGAGAUAAUGUGCCGAGUUUGGUUACAGCCUUGGGGAAGACAACUUCGUCAAUACUCGCUCCUCCAAGCAUAUAGCUAUUCUCCAUGGAAGUGUAUAAAUAAUAGAUUCACCGCUGCUUAUUUCGACCAAGAAGGGGACGGUCAGAAACAAAUUGCUCCCAUCAAUUUGUCUAAACAAGCGAAGGAGGCGAUUGCUCAGUCUCUAAUGAAGUAUUUGGAGGAGGGGCAAGUGUCUUUGAGGCGCAAUGACUUGUCCAAUAAGUUCUCAGAGGCAUGUAAUCUUGAGACAACUACUCAUGUUAUAAUGGUCUGGCACAUAGCAACAACUUCCUGUGAGCAUGAAGUGCCUUUCGCUCAACCUUUACAAGAUCAGACAGACAACUUUGACAUAGCGACUAAGCUAUCGCAAUAUCUUGCUUACUUGGUUGCUUACGCCCCGAGGUUGCUCCCUAGUCACCCCUGCAGGACCGAAUACAUAUUUGGUAGUGCUGUCAGCGAAGCCAGAGAAAUAUUGGGAGGUUCCUUUGUUUCAAUGGAAGAGAGGAUUCGAAAGCUAAAAGAAAUUGACAACGAACAAUGCUCAGAAACGAUCGUGGGUCGAGGCACGCAGCUAGGAAUGAAGCUUGUGAAUGAAUUAGAGGAUAAGGAGCAAAUUUGGAAGGUCUUGGCUGACUUCUGGGUGGAUAUGAUUCUGUAUGUGGCUCCUUCAAAUAAUACGGCGGUUCAUGCGAAGUAUCUCACCACCGGGGGCGAGUUUGUGACUCACGUUUGGGCUUUGGUCUCUCACGUAGGCAUUACGAGAGAUCCACGCGAUCGUGAGUAA
Eucalyptus grandis is the source of this 1383-nucleotide messenger RNA. RefSeq lists its product as uncharacterized. The transcript is spliced from 2 exons. The record is from RefSeq and is a predicted model, not a curated record. Bases 1 to 1383 code for a protein of 460 amino acids. NCBI's taxonomy places the organism in Eukaryota, Viridiplantae, Streptophyta, Magnoliopsida, Myrtales, Myrtaceae.